ACGACCCCACCAGUGAUAUCCGAUCCUUAGUCCCCAAGAAACGACCAACACUAUCAUCAAGUCUUUACAUAAAUUAAACAUCCGCACAAUCGAAACACAAUUGAUUGCAAGAAUUCUUUGUGAUUAUUAAGAAAAAAAAGAAGCAGCAGAGCAAAGAUGGGUAUUGGAAAGCUUAAAAUUGGUGGGUCAUGGAGCGGAGUGUUGGAAGUAGAACUGGACGAUUGGACCGUCGCCAUGCUCAGACAAGAGGUGGCGAUUCGAUCAGACUGCGGUGGGCCCCACUGCUUAAACCUUAUUUGCUCCGGCAGGGUUUUAAGAGACGGCGACGGCACUGAAAAAUUAAGCCAAUUGGGCGUUAAAAAUAACUCCAAAAUUUUGGCGUUAAAGGUUUCUACUGAUCGAGAGGGCAAAUCGGUCAAAGAUGAAUUCUUGGCUGAGGAAGAGCGAUCCAAUAGGCUUUCUAGACUUAAAGCUGCUGCCACGUCAUUGUCAAGUAGACAUGCGGAUGGUUCGUUACCUGUUGAAGACUUCAAUCUUGAACUCGAAAAUCAGAGUGGCGAAAAAGUGCAGUUGGGAUCCGAAACUGACCAAAGGGCAAUAAUGAUGGGACUUAUGCUGCACGCAAACGCAAAAGCUCUCAUAAGAAGGGAACAAUAUGAAGAUGCUUUAGAAGUACUCACCAUGGGCGAGGAGGCGUUUUCCUUGUGCGAUCCGAAGUUGAUUGAGAUGGUUGAUAAUGUGUCGAUACUUCAAAUAGACAUGGUGUGGUGCUAUUUUAUGCUCCAUGAUAUAAGUUGGCUAUCAGUAGCUGGGGUCCGCCUUUCUAGAGCCAGAAAAGGUAUUGAGCGGGCCCACGGAAAGGAAUCUUCUCGCCUCAGGGUUCUCCAAGGAGGUCGCUAUCCCGAGUUAGCUUUGCACUUGAGGAUGGAGCUGUUAGAAGGAGUGGUUGCAUAUCACGGCGGUCAAUUGCAAAAGUCAAAGAAUGUGUUGACCGCAGCUCAAGCUAAAUACUUUCAGCUUCAAGUUCCGGAUGAAACACUGUCGUUAUUAAUGAGCAUGGGAUAUAAAGAACGCGAAUCGAAGAGGGCGCUCCGCAUGAACAACUUGGAUGUCGGAAGCGCUGUCGAUUUCCUCGUCGAGGAGAAAAUGAAGAAGGCACAAAAACGAGAGGAAAAUCUCCGACGACAGCAAGAAAUUAUGGAGCAAAAGCAAUAUGGAGUGACCCCCCUUCGGAAAGCUGUUGACAUACAGAAACUAAACGAAUUAGUCUCCAUUGGGUUUGAGAAAGAACUUGCCGCAGAGGCGCUCCGGAAAAAUGAAAAUGAUACGCAGAGUGCUCUAGAUGACUUAACGAACCCUGAAACAAAUUCUUCCUUACAAAAUGAAGUUAUAUCGAGGAAAAGGAAAAGAUUGCGUAAAGCGGCAACAGCUGCCAUUGAAAAACUUGUGUCCAUGGGUUUUGAUAGAGCAUCAGUGGAAGCAGCUGUUGGUGCAUUUGGGUCCGAAGAAGCAGCAUUGAAUCAUCUACUUGAACAACCCAACGGAAGUGCUGCCAAUCCGUCUGUUCCUUUGGCUGAAACUCAGGGCACACAAGUUGCGGAUAACAGUGUUUUGAAUGCUGAACAAGGAGGCAGCGGAGCGAGUCAAACGGGUCCAAGUGUGGUUGAACGGGAUGUGGAGAUGGAGGAAGAACUCACAGAGGAACUGCAAAACGCAGAUGCUUACUCAGACUAUGAUAUUGAAGUUAUUAAAGAAGGUGAAGCCAUAGCUCACUAUUUGGCUUUGCUCAAUUCUGCAGAUAAUAACAAUGCCUAGGAAACUUGUCUCACUAUCCCCUUCUUAUGUACAUAGUUUUUAUUCUGCACAGUUAACGGUUACUUAAAUUCUCUGACUUUUGUUCAACUGCUAGAAAAGUGGUAUAUUUCUCUAUUUUUCGAUUUUUUCGUAUUGUUAUAAAUUGAAGGGGCAAAUUACGGCCA
Erythranthe guttata (spotted monkey flower) is the source of this 1979-nucleotide messenger RNA. RefSeq names its product ubiquitin-associated (UBA)/TS-N domain-containing protein (gene NUB1). The record is from RefSeq and is a predicted model, not a curated record. NCBI's taxonomy places the organism in Eukaryota, Viridiplantae, Streptophyta, Magnoliopsida, Lamiales, Phrymaceae. Gene Ontology annotation, biological process: regulation of ubiquitin-dependent protein catabolic process. Gene Ontology annotation, molecular function: protein binding.